This is a messenger RNA of Ananas comosus (pineapple), 1350 nucleotides long. RefSeq names its product D-amino-acid transaminase, chloroplastic-like. The record is from RefSeq and is a predicted model, not a curated record. Gene Ontology annotation, molecular function: 4-amino-4-deoxychorismate lyase activity; pyridoxal phosphate binding. The coding region runs from base 119 to 1129 and encodes 336 amino acids. The transcript has 5 exons. Gene Ontology annotation, biological process: folic acid biosynthetic process. Lineage: Eukaryota; Viridiplantae; Streptophyta; Magnoliopsida; Poales; Bromeliaceae.
CAAUGUCUUCGUUCCCCCUUUUUAAGCGACCCCCCCACCCCUCGCCCCCCACCCCAUUUCCAUUUCCCUUCUUCUUCUUCUUCUUCUUCUUCUUCCACUCUCUUCGCCUUCUGUCGCCAUGGAUGGCUCCUCCGAUCCGAACCCAGGGGCCCAUGUCCAAGUCCCGGUCUACUCCACCGGGGUAGAGGUGCUGGAGAAGCUGAAAGAACAAUGGGGAUCUGGGAGGAAACAGGCAUACCCAGCGAUGUACUCUAGCGUCAUUGGUGCGAUCAUACUUGAUCCAGCCAUGAUGGUUAUUCCAAUUGAUGAUCACAUGGUUCACAGAGGACACGGUGUUUUUGAUACUGCUAUGCUCAUGGAUGGCUACUUGUACGAGCUCGAUGCACAUUUGGACCGGUUCCUGAGGUCGUCAUCGAAAGCAAAGAUCACUCCACCUUUUCCUCGCGAAACUCUACGAACGAUACUCAUCCAGAUGACAGCUGCAUCAAAGUGCAAGAAAGGCUCGAUCAGAUACUGGCUGAGCGCGGGCCCUGGUGAUUUCUUGCUUUCACCCAAAGGCUGCCCUAAAGCCGCAUUCUAUGGUGUCGUCAUAGGCGAUGACUACUCUCAGUGCAAAGAAGGCGUGAAGGUUGUUACAUCCAACACCCCGAUGAAACCUCCUAUGUUUGCAACAAUGAAGAACGUAAACUACCUCCCAAAUGUUCUCGCUGUAAUGGAAGCGGAAGAGAAAGGCGCAUUUGCUUCAAUAUGGGUCGAUGAGCAAGGGUAUAUUGCAGAGGGGCCUAAUGUAAAUGUCGCAUUUAUCAGCAAAAGCCGGGAUUUGGUGCUUCCUUCAUUCGAUAAAAUCCUGAGCGGAUGUACUGCAAAGAGGCUACUGGCCUUAGCACCAAAAUUGGUUGAGAAGGGCCUUCUUAAGAGUGUGAGCACCGCGAAUAUCACUCUGAAUGAAGCAAAGGAGUCAGCCCAGAUGAUGUUUGUGGGAAGUGGGCUUCCUAUAUUACCUAUUAUUGAAUGGGAUGGUCAGCCCAUUGGAGAUGGAAAAGUGGGGAAACUAACACUCGCGCUCUCUGAUUUGCUUUGGGAGGACCUGAGGGAAGGUCCAGAAAGGGUUCGUGUUCCUUACGAAUGAGGAGGAUGUUGUUAAAGAACUGUAUUAUCGUGAUUUACUUUGCAUAAAAGGAUUAUUCCUAUGUUUAAUUUCUUGUGCUAUUCCCUAUUUGACUCUGGAGUGCAAUCAAUAUUAGCAGUUAUUUACUGUGUAUUUUUCAGAAAGGCUGGUGACUCUUCCGUGUUCCAGUUUGUGCUUUUUAUAUAUUUAUGUAGUGAAUGCAAGUUCCCAGGGUUAAUUCA